AUGUCUUCUGGUCCUAGUCUACUAGUUGGGGCCGAGGCAAGAAGAUAAAGAUUCCAAUUUCAGUAGCCGGUGUCUACGCUUAUGAACUGAAAGACCAUGGAGUACAAUAUCCGAGUUUCAAAGUUACUUUCAAACUGAAAUGAACCGUUUGCCAGCUGCGCCCGAAGUGGCCCACGUGACCCCUAGUGAACAGUCUAAACUUCCGCUAGAUGCUUUGGGAAUUUGUGAAGCUACCGCGUGCGCGGUAGCCACGCUGCAGCUUUGGAGGGUCUGCUUUCUGUGUGGGAACGCAGCUUUUCCCGAGAAAUUGGGUUACGGAUUAAAGAGGGGAACUGCUUCCUCUUUUCUGUCCAUUUUCCACGUCUGUCCUGGGCUUAAGGCACCCCUCAGAGGCCAGAGGCGUAGGCGAGUCUGGGGCGGUAGGUGGCUGCGUCCGGAAGUCCAGGUUGCGUUCUGUCCACCCUGCCCACCCUUAGGCGGCAGGACAGGAAUAAGGUCACCUCACCAAAGGGGCUCAUCAGCAUUGAAGAAUACUCAGUGUGUCUUGAUUCACCAAACUCAAUGGCUUUUCGUUGAAAAGGAAAAUUGGAUGUUCAUGAGUUUGACCCUACCUGGUUUCUGCCUGCCUGGGAAGACUCCUAUCACAUUACUUUCCUCAUCUGUCUGCUCCUUUCAGUAACGUGGCCCUCCAUGUUCUUUUCUACCUCACUGCUUUCCAUAAUGUACAUUUCUCUACCUAGAAAUUUCAUUUUAUCUGUUCAGAUUCCUAAUUAUAUUCACACCCUUUCUUAACUUAAAGGGUGUGAAUGUCUUAACUUUGCUUAAAGACAUUUUCUUUGAGUGUAUAAGGACCUCUCUGAAGUAUUUUCAUAGCAUCUCAUAGUGCUACUUCAGAGCAUUUAAUUGUAAAAAAUUAUAUAUGAUUUGCCUCAUACCUGAUCUGUUUCCCAUGUCAAAAAUAAAAUCAGGAUAAAUAAAGUUUAUUGUCAUAGAAAAAGUACAGACAAGUGGGAGGAGUGGGAAGAAGCUUGCACUCAGCAGUUAUGGCACAGUUUAUAAGGACAAAGGAGGAAGCAUUUUGAGCUUUUCUGUUAUUUGCUCUUAUACAUUAAGAUUUUUUAGGGGGGCAUACAGCUGUUUAAGUUGAUUUGUCUAGUUGAUUGGCUUAAUUUCAUGGAAUCAUACUGACAAAAAUGUAAAGCUUAUGUUUUAUGUUUAUGAUUAGAAAGAGCAUUUCAGAGAAAUCAGGAUGAUGUAAGUUUUAGCUGAUAUGGUUAUGGGCAUUUGGCCUUGGUGUAUAUCUAAACUGUGACUUCCAUUUUUAUUGUAUUUUUUAACACUUGUAGGAUCCAUGAUGGCAUUUAGUGGGUUCUCAACAAAUAUUUGUUGAAUGAAUGAAUAUUUGCUUAGGAAAGCUCAUGGAAGAAUCCAAAACAUUUUCUAAUUGAAAAGUAGGUUGCAUGGAUGAAUGAGGUCACUUUUAGAGAACCGUGAAUACCUACCUGCAUUGAUUGAAUUGGUGGCACCAGGGUUUUCUAGGUUCUUAGGACUGACAUAAUUAAAGGGACAUUUUUUUCAAGUGUUAAUUCAGUAAUGAUUGUAGAAUGAACAGUGCACAGGACAGUCUAAGGUGGUAGCCUCAAACUUGAGUGUGUAGAAUUACCUGUGUGUUGUGUAAAUCUCGGGCUUUUUCUCCCUUCUCCAGGGCUGGUUCAGGCCAUACUUAAGCACUUGAAGCAUGCUGAUCCAAACUGAUAUAUGCUGCAAGUGUAAAAUACCAGAUUUCAAAGGCAGUACAAACAAAUGGAUAUAAAGUAUCACGUUAAUAUGGUUUCUAAUUGAUUACAUCUUGAAACAAUAUUUUACAUGCAUUGGAGUAAAUAAAAUAUAUUAUUAAAAUG
This is a messenger RNA of Sapajus apella (tufted capuchin), 1901 nucleotides long. RefSeq lists its product as uncharacterized. NCBI's taxonomy places the organism in Eukaryota, Metazoa, Chordata, Mammalia, Primates, Cebidae. The record is from RefSeq and is a predicted model, not a curated record. The transcript is spliced from 2 exons. The coding region runs from base 140 to 679 and encodes 179 amino acids.